Messenger RNA from Xenia sp. Carnegie-2017, 1460 nucleotides. Its product is annotated as phosphoglycerate kinase-like. The transcript has 11 exons. The record is from RefSeq and is a predicted model, not a curated record. Gene Ontology annotation, cellular component: cytosol. Gene Ontology annotation, biological process: gluconeogenesis; glycolytic process. The coding region runs from base 97 to 1347 and encodes 416 amino acids. NCBI's taxonomy places the organism in Eukaryota, Metazoa, Cnidaria, Anthozoa, Malacalcyonacea, Xeniidae. Gene Ontology annotation, molecular function: ATP binding; phosphoglycerate kinase activity; ADP binding.
UGAUUUCAUGAAGAAGUGCACGAUAAAGUUAAGUCAACAGUGUUUGUCUGUCUGGAAUCAUUGUUCAAUAGCUUCAGUCAAUAUUUUAUUGAAGAAAUGGCUUUGAAUAAACUUGGCAUUGAUGCAAUAGAUGUUGCGAACAAAAGAGUUUUAAUUAGAGUUGAUUUUAAUGUUCCAUUGAAUGGAAAAGAAAUUACCAAUAACCAGAGAAUUGUUGCUGCCUUACCAACUAUUAAACACUGUUUGAACAACAAUGCCAAUAAUAUUGUUUUGAUGAGUCAUCUCGGACGACCUGAUGGUAUGAUUAACCAGAAGUAUUCUCUUUCUCCUGUUGCUGAAGAGUUAAAGAAAUUAUUAGGAAAAGAUAUACAAUUUCUCCCUGACUGUGUUGGUAAUGAUGUAGAAACUGCAUGUGCUAAACCAGCCAAAGGGACAGUUAUACUUCUUGAGAACUUGCGUUUUCAUAUUGAAGAAGAAGGAAAAGGUGUUGACAAAGAUGGCAAGAAGAUAAAAGCAAGUGAAGAAAAUGUGAAAAAAUUUCGGGAAAGUUUGUCAAAAUUGGGUGACAUUUACAUAAACGAUGCAUUUGGGACAGCUCAUCGAGCACACAGCUCAAUGGUUGGAGUUAAUUUGCCUUUGAAAGCUGCUGGUUUUCUGUUAAAGAAAGAAUUGGUGUAUUUUGCAAAAGCUUUAGAUUCUCCAGUUCGACCUCUUCUGGCCAUAUUAGGAGGAGCUAAAGUCAAAGAUAAAAUACAAUUGAUUGAAAAUAUGUUGGAUAAAGUAAAUGUGAUGAUAAUCGCGGGAGGAAUGGCUUUUACAUUUGCCAAAGUUCUUUAUAAUAUGAAGAUUGGAGACUCUUUAUUUGAUGAAGAAGGUUCAAAAAUUGUUGAAAAAAUAUCUUCUAAAGCCAAAGUGAAUGGCGUUGAGCUGCAUUUCCCAGUUGAUUUCAAAAUAGGAAGUAAGUUUUCUAAUGAUGCUGAAGUUGGAAAGACAACGUUAGAAGAUGGUAUUCCAAAUGGUUGGAUGGGACUUGACAUUGGUGAAAAAACUAUUGAAAAAUUCACGAAAGAAGUCAUCCCAAAAUGUCACACAAUUGUCUGGAAUGGUCCUCCAGGAGUUUUUGAGUUUGAUAAUUUCUCCCAUGGUACCAAGGCUGUAAUGGCUGCCGUAGUUGAAGCAACGAAGAAUGGAUCUACCACCAUUAUUGGUGGCGGUGACACAGCAACUUGUGCUGCCAAAUACAAAACUGAGGACCUAGUUAGUCACGUGAGCACAGGAGGUGGAGCAAGUUUAGAGUUGCUCGAAGGAAAAACAUUACCCGGUGUUGCAGCAUUAUCUGAAGCUUGAAUUACAGCAAAAAAUGACGAUUAACGAUCAUAGUAAUUUAGAAAAUAGUUAUUGUGUAAUGUACUGAAGUACUGUAUGUAUUUGUGAAACAAAAUAUAUCUUUUUUUCCGAUA